Lachancea dasiensis is the source of this 894-nucleotide messenger RNA. The record is from the annotation of a GenBank genome assembly. NCBI's taxonomy places the organism in Eukaryota, Fungi, Ascomycota, Saccharomycetes, Saccharomycetales, Saccharomycetaceae.
AUGCACGAAAGACCCAAGAAAACGUCACAUCUUUUGGGUGGCUUUAUUGGUGGUCUAACAUCUGCGGUUGUGUUGCAGCCAUUCGAUUUACUUAAGACCAGACUUCAGCAGAACAAAAGCUCCACACUUUUAACCGUUGUACGGUCAAUUAAUUCACCAGCUGAGCUAUGGAAGGGUACGGUUCCUUCAGCGCUCCGAACGUCUGUGGGUAGUGCUCUUUUUUUGUCAACCUUGAACGUGGUUAGAACCGCAAUUGCAGAGAGGAGAACAGGAGGCUCAAGAAACUCAACGAAAAGCAGCUUUUUACCCCAACUCUCAAUGUAUGAAAACCUUAUGUCAGGGGCCAUCACAAGAGCGACUGUUGGAUUUGUGACCAUGCCUAUAACCGUGUUGAAAGUGAGAUUCGAAUCAACUAUGUACCACUACAAGACUCUAGCAGAAGCUGCAAAACACAUAUACAUUUCAGAAGGAUUGGGCGGGCUCUUCAGUGGCUGGAAUGCCACUAUUCUUAGGGAUGCCCCAUAUGCAGGACUCUACGUUCUGUUUUAUGAACAGUCCAAACUGCACCUACCACAGUUCUUACCCUCAGCAUUGCUAAUUCGUGAUGAUCAAGGCAUGUAUUCGAGUAGGACAUCUACGAUUGUGAACUCCAUUGCCGCUUUUGGCUCUGCCAGUUUAGCGACUACGAUAACAUCACCUUUUGAUACGAUUAAGACCAGAAUGCAACUUAAUCCAAAACAAUACUCGAGUUUCCUACAAACAUUUUCUUCAAUACUAAAGAGCGAGCGGCCAAGGAAUCUGUUUGAUGGGUUGAGUCUGAGGUUGGCAAGAAAGGCAUUUAGUGCAGGUAUCGCAUGGGGGAUUUAUGAGGAAUUAAUAAAACGAUUCGUGUAA